Messenger RNA from Condylostylus longicornis, 949 nucleotides. RefSeq names its product cAMP-regulated phosphoprotein 19 (gene endos). Lineage: Eukaryota; Metazoa; Arthropoda; Insecta; Diptera; Dolichopodidae. Bases 299 to 661 code for a protein of 120 amino acids. The record is from RefSeq and is a predicted model, not a curated record. The transcript is spliced from 4 exons. Gene Ontology annotation, molecular function: protein phosphatase inhibitor activity. Gene Ontology annotation, cellular component: cytoplasm.
UAUUAUUCACCGAUGGCGAACGUAAGAAGUUAAAAAAAGUUGUAGCCCGCCGAGUUGAAAUACAAAAUUUUAUUUGCCUUUUUGUAAUUUAAAAAAAAGUACUGCUUUUAUUUAAAAUAUAAAAAUCUUUUGUUAAAGAGCAAAAAUAAAUAUUUAAAAUAUUGCCGAGUUAGAAGAACCUGCUUUAAAUACCUUCAAAGUUAAAUCUGAAAGUUUAGGUCAAGGAAAUUUCCAUUGUACAGAAAAGUAUAAAAAAAUCUAUAACAGAACAUUAAUAUCACCGUCAGAAAUUAACAAAAUGAGUUCAAUAGAAGAAGCAGCUGCUGCAGUGUCUUCACCAGUUACAACACCAACUGAUGAACCAGAAACGAAUCCAAGAGAACUAGAAAAAAUUGAGGAAGAAAAAUUAAAGUCAAAAUAUCCAAUUGGGUUACGUGGUCCUGGCGGUCACUCUGCCUUUUUACAAAAGAGAUUGCAAAAAGGACAAAAAUAUUUUGAUUCUGGUGAUUAUCAAAUGGCUAAACAAAAGGGUGGGGGUAUAAAACAAGUAUUUGCUAAUAAAGUGCCAACAGGAGAAGCAAUACCAACACCUGAAACUGUGCCGAUUCGGAAAACAUCAAUAAUUCAACAACCUUGUAAUAAAUUUCAGACUCCAAGUUAAUUAUAUCGAAAAAAAAUAUAUGAACUAUGAAUUGUUUCUAAAAAACACUAAUUACUAUAAGAAUAUGAAGAAAAAUUCAAUUUAUAAUUUUUUUAGACAACAAUUUGAAGGUUUAAUGUCUUUUUUUUAGUAAAAGAAAAAAGGAUACAAAAUAAGUGUUUAUUAAGUAUUUCAUAAAAAAUGUUUAACUAUUUCAUAAUUUUUGUUUAAAUACAUUAAAAAUCAUGAUAUUUAAUAUAACUUUUGCAAAGAAUAUUCAUAAAAAUUUUUAAUUUUUUUAACAUUCAA